Messenger RNA from Fonsecaea multimorphosa CBS 102226, 1023 nucleotides. RefSeq lists its product as uncharacterized. Lineage: Eukaryota; Fungi; Ascomycota; Eurotiomycetes; Chaetothyriales; Herpotrichiellaceae. Gene Ontology annotation, molecular function: 3-hydroxyisobutyrate dehydrogenase activity; NADP binding; NAD binding. Gene Ontology annotation, biological process: L-valine catabolic process. The transcript has 2 exons. The record is from RefSeq and is a predicted model, not a curated record. Gene Ontology annotation, cellular component: mitochondrion. Bases 1 to 1023 code for a protein of 340 amino acids.
AUGGCUUCUCCUCAAGAUACUGUCGCUUUUAUCGGCAUCGGCGUCAUGGGCUACUCCAUGGCCGUCAACCUGCGCGCCAAAAUGCCCUCGAGCAAGACGCUCCUGAUCUGUGACGUCUCGGAAGCCGCACUGAAGAAGUUCCAGAGUGAAAACUCGUCCAAGGGACCCAUCGAGGUCGUGUCCAACGGGCACGAGGCCAUCAAGCGCGCGAAUACCCUGAUAACCAUGCUCCCCACGGCGGCCUCGGUGGAGAAAGUAUACCUGGACCCGACAACAGGUGUCAUUCCGGGAGCCAUUGAGGUUUCGAAGAACGGAAACCCGCAGAAGAAGCUGAUAAUGGAAUGCGGCACGAUCGAAACGGCCACCAUUUUAAAAGUCGCGGCUGCGGCGAAGGAGGCCGCGUCGAAACUCGCAUCGGGUGCUACGCUCGACUUUGUCGACGCGCCAGUGAGUGGCGGGCCCAUGGGCGCCGAAGCGGGGACAUUGACGUUCAUGGUCGGCGCCACUACGACCGACGCCUUUGAGCGCGCAAAGGAGUAUUUACAGCACAUGGGCAAGAAGGACAGUAUAUUCCACUGCGGCGACGUCGGGGCCGGCACCGCCUUCAAGGUGAUUAACAACUACCUGUCCGCCAUCACCAGUCUGGCAGCGAGCGAGGCCCUCAACAUCGGCUCCAAGAUGGGUCUGGAUCUCAAGUUGCUCACCGACGUGAUCAAUGUGAGUGGUGGCCAAUGCUGGGUCACCUCCCAGUCCAACCCUGUACCCGGGAUCCACGCCAACGCCCCCGCGAGUCGAGGCUACGAGGGAGGCUUUAGGAUUGAGCUGUGCAAGCAUGUCUUGGAGAUGGGGUCGAGCUUGGCAGAGAUGGUCGGCGCGCGCACUAUCCUGGAUAAACCGACUCUGGCGGCCUUUGAUGAGGCCAUGGCCGACCAGAGAUACAAGGGUAAAGAUGCCCGCGUGGUUUACAAGUGGUUGAAUGACCAGGGACGGCCGGAAGACGCGGUCAAUGGAGAUAAGAAAUGA